This is a messenger RNA of Passer domesticus (house sparrow), 1285 nucleotides long. Its product is annotated as cytochrome P450 4F3-like. The record is from RefSeq and is a predicted model, not a curated record. NCBI's taxonomy places the organism in Eukaryota, Metazoa, Chordata, Aves, Passeriformes, Passeridae. Gene Ontology annotation, molecular function: iron ion binding; oxidoreductase activity, acting on paired donors, with incorporation or reduction of molecular oxygen; heme binding. The coding region runs from base 1 to 1095 and encodes 364 amino acids. The transcript is spliced from 8 exons.
AUGGCGGUGGCCAUGGCACUAGGUUCCCUGGGCGCGGUGGCCCUGGGCACCUUUGUGGUGGCCCUGCUGCUGCGGUGGCUCCAGGAUGUGCUGGUGGCUGUCACCCGAUUCCGGGCCACUUUUCGCCAGCUGAACAAGUUCCCCAUCCCAUCCUGCUGCAAUUGGUUGCUGGGACACACCGGCAUGGGCCAGAGCACGGAGGAAGCCCUACUGCAGGUGGACACCUUGGUGGCCCAGUACCCUCAUGGCUGCCUCUGGUGGGGACUUCCCUGGCUGCCUGUCCUGUGCCUCUUCCACCCCAGCACCCUCCGGCCACUCCUCAGUGCCUCAGGUGGCCCCUGGCUCAUCUCACCCCCGCAGGACGAGAACAGCCACACCCUGUCGGACGAGGACAUCGCGGCUGAGGCUGACACCUUCAUGUUUCAGGGUCAUGACACCACGGCCAGUGGCCUGGCAUGGCUCUUCUACAACCUGGCUGGCCACCCUGAGCACCAGGAGCGAUGCCGCCAGGAGGUCCAGGAGCUCCUGGCUGGCCGGGACACUGCGGACAUUGAAUGGGAGGACCUGUCCCAGCUGCCCUUCACCACCAUGUGCAUCAAGAACAGCCUGCGGCUGCACCCUCCUGUCACUGCUGUGUCCCAGUGCUGCACUGAGGACAUCCCCCUGCGUGAUGGCUUGGCCAUUCCCAUCCCACCAGGAGUCAUCUGCCGGAUGAGCAUCUACAGGACCCACCACAACCCAGACCUCUGGCCUGAGCCUGAGGUGUUCAACCCUCUGAGGUUCAGCCCAGAGAACAGCAAGAGAUGGUCCCGGUUGUCCUUCAUCCCCUUCUCUGCUGGCCCCAGGAACUGCAUCGGGCAGAGCUUUGCCAUGGCUGAGAUGAAGGUGGCAGUGGCACUGUCACUGUCCCGGUUUUCACUGCAGAGGGACACGGCGAGGCCACCCCCGCGCCGCAAGCCCGAGCUGAUCCUGCGUGCUGAGGAUGGGCUCUGGCUGCUGCUGGAGCCACUGGGAGUAGCUGAUGGACACGGGUCACCUGGACACGGGGACAUCCUGCAAGGGAGGUGUCACAGCCAGGGAAAGAGCAGGGAAUAAACGGGAGCAUGAAGGGGACAGUAUCGUGGUGGUGGUGGGGAUAUGCUGUCCUUGGUCAUGGGACACCUCAUGGCAUGGACAUGUCAACCCAUGGACAUGUCCCCUAAGCCACUUGUCACCACCCAUGGCCACAUCCCCCAUGUCCUCAUCCAUGGCCAUAUGGCCCCAUGUCACCAUCCAUACCUGUGAC